Messenger RNA from Ilyonectria robusta, 1254 nucleotides. RefSeq lists its product as uncharacterized. The transcript has 2 exons. The annotation marks the transcript as partial. The record is from RefSeq and is a predicted model, not a curated record. NCBI's taxonomy places the organism in Eukaryota, Fungi, Ascomycota, Sordariomycetes, Hypocreales, Nectriaceae.
AUGUAUUCCUUGUUGCAUUUGAGUUGCGUGGGCCCUCUCGCUCUCCUGAGCCUGGUCACCAUCGCCUCAGCCAGUGGCUUGGACGACUUCUCCAACGACCUUGCGACCGACGUCGGCCCGCUCCUGGCACUCUUCGGUGAGAAGAUCACCAUACAAUAUUUCAGUGAAAGCACAUCCUUCCUCGACUACUUCAUCUUCGCCAUGGCGCCCAUAGGCAUUGUUACUGCCAUGACUUCCGCCAUCCGAGUCUGCGGCGACCCGUCUUUACGGGCAUUCAUUGGUAGAGCUCAGGAGGGCGACGGCACCACUGAGGCUGAGCUGUGUACGUCGACUAGCCGGGAUGUCUGCGAGCUCUUUCACGGAGGUGGUAUUACACGCGUAUUCGGAAAGCCAAAGAUCUCGGAGAUUGUGCACAUUUACGGGGCGGGAAGACGGGAAACGGCACCAGAGAACACCCCCUUGGGAACAGGCACUCCAGAGUCACCAGAGCCGCCUCAGCCAUCCGAUAUAUCGCACCCAGGUAAGACUUCGGAGUCCCCGUCAGAGAUCCUGGCCCAGAACCCCAACAUCUCGAUCAACAUCGGAAUCAUGAAGCUCCCUCGGUGGCUCUUUCGUAUCGUCGCCCUUCUGGGUCUUGUUCUCCAAAGUGGCGUAAUUGCCAUGGCCGCUGUGAUGUCGUGGAAGUUUCAGUGGACGAAGGAUGGAGCCCCUGAAAGCCUCGUGGACGUCCCAGCUGCAGUUUCUAAAAAUCGGUCACCAACGUCAUUUAUCAUAGGUACCGUGUGCCUGUGCUGUGGUAUGUUCGGGUGUGCUGCUUUGAUCGGCGAGAGUACCAAAGAGCGGCGGUAUCAGAGAAGAAAGAGAGAGACAGAAUCAAAAUCGUCGCAACUCUUCUGGGUCCAGCCGGGAAAUCAAGUUAUCGGAGACGAGACCUUUGAUGCCUUCGCCUACGUCGAAGACGCAGACAAGAAGCCUCUGUUGGAGUAUACGACAUCGAGCAAACGGAAUGUGGAUCACUUCCACCCAUUCACUUGGGCUGCGGUUAUCCUAGCGCUCGGCGGAUAUAUCGCACAGUUCAUUGGACUGAGAGGCAUGAAUGCCUCGGUUUCGAUCGCUCAGCUUGGGGUCACUCUGUUUAUGAGCCUUCUGCGAUCGUGUCUCCGCAUUCGGCGUCUCAAGCGAACGGAUAAUCGGUUAGGUAGAAUGCCCGACAUUGUUCUUCAGCAUGAACUUGACUGGCUCGUCUUCGAAGUC